Molecule: messenger RNA, 843 nt
Organism: Angiostrongylus costaricensis
Lineage: Eukaryota; Metazoa; Nematoda; Chromadorea; Rhabditida; Metastrongylidae
Source: the annotation of a GenBank genome assembly
AUGGUGGUGCCGAUGGUAAAACUUUCGUCGGGCUACGAAAUGCCGUUGUUGGGUCUUGGAACAAGGCGGAGUAAUCCUGGAGAGAUGGGAAAAGCUGUCGAAGUCGCUGUUAAUACCGGCUAUACUCAUAUCGAUUGUGCAUGGUUGUAUAAUAAUCAGAAGCACGUAGUGGAGAUCCUUGAUCAGUUACAAUUGACGUAUAUUGACUUAAUGCUUAUUCACUGGCCAGUCGCCUAUGAGGAAGGCGGCGAUCCAUUUCCAAAGAGACCGGGCAGUGACAAGCUGAAACACUCAAGUGAAGAUUACGUGACAACUUGGACUGUCCUGGAAGAUUUUGUCAAAGAGAGAAAGAUUCGAAAUAUUGGCAUCUCGAAUUUCAAUCACAAACAGAUCGAGCGGUUAAUCGCCAACAGCACUAUCAAACCGGCUGUUCUACAGGUUGAGCUUCAUCCGUAUCUGCAACAGAAGAACUUGCGAGAGUUUUGCAAGCAGAACGGAAUUGCAGUAACGGCCUACAGUUCUCUUGGCAAUCCUGGCUCAGCAUAUUUUCGUAAACCUGGUGAUCCUAAUAUUCUAACCGACCCCGUUGUGACGAGAAUCGCUGCGGCACAUGGAAAGACACCAGCUCAGGUUUCCCUUCGUUGGGCUGUACAGCAGAACAUAAUUGUCAUUCCGAAAUCAACGUCAGAAGAGCGAAUCAAAGAGAACUCGGCUGUGUUCGACUUCCAGCUGACCGAAGCCGAAAUGAAGGAGAUCGACGGGCUCGAUCGCGGAUGGCGUAUCGUCGACCUCAGCGCUCGCGAUUCUCAAAAUCCUCAUUUCCCAUUUUUCGAGGAAUACUAA